Melanotaenia boesemani (Boeseman's rainbowfish) is the source of this 5534-nucleotide messenger RNA. Its product is annotated as histone-lysine N-methyltransferase SETD1B-like. The coding region runs from base 107 to 5083 and encodes 1658 amino acids. The record is from RefSeq and is a predicted model, not a curated record. Lineage: Eukaryota; Metazoa; Chordata; Actinopteri; Atheriniformes; Melanotaeniidae. Gene Ontology annotation, cellular component: Set1C/COMPASS complex. Gene Ontology annotation, molecular function: histone H3K4 methyltransferase activity; RNA binding; protein binding. The transcript has 18 exons.
AUCCGGCUCGCGCGACAAACAGUAAAAACACCGAAAAUCUCAACAGCUUUGCCACAAUGUUGCACCUUCAAAGGAUAAAACUUCGGUACAGGUUUUGAUAAAUGUGAUGGAAAGCGAAAAACAGAGCACGGAGAAAGACACGCCUUCUCAGAAUUGGAAAAGUUGCAAGCUGAUUAUUGAUCCUACACUAACAAAAGGCUUGUACAAAGUGUGUCGCUUUGAUGGACAGUUUUUUAAUAUACCUGUGGAGGAUUUAGGAUUGUUUCCCGUGGACAAAGUCAGAGAUCCCCGCAUCUGCCGCCUGUGGAGCAAGUACAACAAGACUGAUCUGUUGGUUCCUAAAUUCAAGGUUGAUGAAUGGUAUGUUGGUCCUGUUCUUCCCAAAGAAGUGACUUUUUUCAGGUUGAAUGACAAUGUGAGAGAGGCCUUCCUGACUAAUAUGUGCGAAAAAUACGGGAACAUCGAAGAAGUGGAAGUAUUUUACAAUCCUAAGAAUAAGAAGCAUUCGGGGAUUGCAAAGGUUGUCUUUGACACGGUGAGAGCUGCAAAAGAUGCUGUGCAGCACCUCCAUCACACAUCUGUGAUGGGAAAUAUCAUUCAUAUAGAAAUUGAUCCUAAAGGUGUAAAUCGGACACGGUAUCUCCAGCUCCUCUUUAGUGGCCUGUAUACUCCCUGGACGUUACCAGUGGGAAGCAGUGAGCAGGCCCUUCAAAGCUUAGUUGACAACUUGCUGGACACUAGAGCCAGGCACGGACGGGUAAGUGUCUCCAGCCCUGCCAGCAUUGCCACACCCUUCUCUCUGGACACAGCCUACUCCAGCAUUUGGCAAGAUACGCCUUGCAGCUUUGGGCUUACUCCACAAUCGCAGGGAACCCCCCGCACUCCCUGCAUGACUGCGACUCCUCUCUCUCUGGACUCUUGCUACUCCAGUCUUCAUGCGACUCCGGUCCUCCAAGGGGAGCCUUCAACAUGUAAUGUUCACAAACCUUCAAGGCAUGAGGUAUGCCGUUGUGAGUCUGUGAGACAUCACAGGAGAUCUAGCCAAGUUUCAAAUCUUAGCUUCAUUUUGAAGCAUUGUCAGCCACACCCUCCAAACUCUACCUCGACACAGACUAGCGGACAUCAGCUUUCACUGUGGAGCCACAAUUCACAAUCUAUGAAUAAAGAGGCUCCUUGUGAUCUUGCAUCUCCCUUUCAGGAGUCAGGAGACACUGUUAACUCUGCUUUUACACAGUUACCUCAAAACUGCAACUCUUUAAGCAUCAUAAGCAUUAAUUUCACAGAUGACCAGCAAACCAUAGCAGUUUCUCCACACAAUGAGCAGCCAGAGAUGGGGAGUUUGGACUCUCGCAUUGAAAGUUUGCUCAUCAACAGUCACAUUACUGAUUCCACAUACCUUGGUGAAAAGACUUCAGACUCUGACGUGCACUUUCAGGACGACCCAGCUUCACCUUGCUCCACUCUUAAUGGCACCUUCUCUGAUAAUCAACAGUUUUGCACUUCACCCUCCUGUGGAUCCUUUCUAAACAGCCACCAGCUCUCCUGCCAUGAUGAAGUGAAAUCCAGUUCAGUGCUGCUCACUGAGAGUGAAGAUAAUGAAACUAAUCAAGCAGUUUUGUUUCUUACGACAAACUCGAAGUCACCCACUCCAUCUGAGUUCACAUAUUGUGAAAGGGCUCGUGUAAACAAUGAAAAGAAUGGAGAAAGGUCUCGGUUGUUAUCAAGCUCAGAGGAGCAUCAAACAGCUAAUGAGGAAAUGAAGUUUCCAGAUAAAAGACAGUCUGAAGCUCUGACAGCAACAAAAGACGUAUCUGUCCUCAAACCACCACCCACGUCACCCCUUGAUAGCGCCACUCAACAUGCUACCCCCAAAGCUCCUCCUGCUGUUACAGUUAGGUGUUCAAAUCCUCUUGCAACCCCUUUCCCCAUUCCUUCCUUUACCCCAUCAAUCCCACCCCGCUUACCAAAUGGCACCAUUCCCAUCCCACCUCCAGGUUGGAUACCACCUCCGGGUAUCCCCAUUCCCCCUCCUCCUAUUCCACCUCCUUCUUCAAUUCCUCACCUACCAAUUUUUCUGGUACCUCCUCCACCCUUAAUUGUACCACCUCCUUUGCACAUAUACCCUUUACCCACACAAUUUCCAGUAUCUGUGGACAAGGGGAAUUCUCCAAGUCAUAUGAGCACACCAUUUUCAUUGCCUCGACCACCAUGGCCCACUCCACCUUUUCCUAAGUUUAACCCCUUUGUGCCACCACCAGACCACUUGCUUAUCCAGGAAAACCCCCAUAAGAUCACAGCAGAGAAAGUUUUACAAGUCCUCUUGGAUGAGCUGAAAUUCAUCAUAAAGAAGGAUAUUACUCGUAGAAUGAUCGAAGGGGUUGCUUUUAAAGCAUUUGAGAACUGGUGGGAUUGUCAGGAGAAGAAAAGAAAGAUACAAGUUUCUCCUUUGAAAAGUGGAACACCAAGUGUUGGGGAGAGUUACAAACUCACAAAUCCCCUCAGUCGCAUUAAUGAAAAGAGCAAAAAACCUCCACUGCCUUCCUUCAAGGUAAAAAGGAAACGAACUGAAGUCGAAAGCAGUUCAAGUUUUGCUCCUGAAAUCACUGCUUUAGAUGUGAAACAUGGAGAUGACAUGGUGAGAUCUACAUCUGCGAGAACCAAACGCAGGCACACAAGACCACUAGAGCUCGACAGUGAUAAUGAUGAAGGAAAAGAAGAAGAUGAUACACUUAAAGAUAACAAUCUGAUAUCAGACCAAGUGGAAGCAGUUGUAUCAGUUGCUGAUGAGCCUCAGGUUCUGUUUAAGAGAAACAGUCAUGAAGAUGGUGAUGAUGCUAAUCAGCGAUGUGAAGAAAACAUAUUGAUGCAAGAUAAGAUGGAGGAUCAAGAUGCUAUCAUCUGUCAAAGUACUGACAGAGAACAGUGCUUAGACAAAGAGAUCCUUUCUGGGAGAAGCUCCUCUGACGAAAGCGAGUACUUAUCAGACUUGGAUUCUUCUGAUUCGUUGUCCUCAGACAGCUUUGGGGGCUCACCCUCUGACCUCAGCGACAGAGAUGAAGAUAAUGAGGAUAACAGUGAAGAGUGUAUUGUGAUAUCGUCAGAUGAAGACUUGGAAGAGCUUGAGCCCCCUCCAACCCCCUCUGCUCCUCUGACCCCUGGUGCUCAGCUGGAUCUAGACCUGCAAGACUGGUUAGAUAAGCACCAUAAGGAGGAAACAGAAGACAGCCAUACAUCCUGCCAGCAAGCCUGCAACUUGGAUACUGUGAUGGAGCUUCAACUUAGAGAAAUCCAGCACCUACAGCCUACUUCACCUAUAGGACUUGCAGUAGAGCCAGGACUUGAUGUGGAGUUGGGGAGCCCUGAAUGGACAGCAGAGUCUCUAGAGAACAUAAACAACUAUAUCAGGCCUCUUACUCCAACUGGCUGCUUGGUGGAUAGCGACCCUGAUAUUCUAAUAAAAAGUAAACCAACUUCUCCUGUUGUGGAGGAGGUGGAGCGACCACCAACACCAGGCAAGGGGCUGGAAGCUGAAUUGAUAAGUGCAGACUCAGAUGAAGCCAAUGAAGUCAUCUCCCUCUCUCCAGUCUGCAGUGAUCUUUGUCAGGCCUCCCUUGAUCUCUUGCCUGCCUCUCUUCCAUUACACAUGGAGCUACCCAGAUCUCCUGGGAUGGAGGAAAGAAGGCUUUGGACCUAUUACAGUUCUGUAAGAGCUCCACCAACUCCUGGCAGAGGGAUGACAAUGUUAGAGUGUAGCACAGUGAGUCCACUUCUCAGCAGCCCUCCAUAUGUUUUGCAACCAUCAAGCAAUCCAUAUAUUACACCUCCCAAGACUCCGGGAAGAGACAUUAUCUUACCCCGAAGAGCCGUAAUCCACAAGAGGAAAACCCAAAUGAUGACAAAUUCAGCACCUUCGUUAGUUAACUUUCUCAGAGGUUCUCCCGUCACCAUCUCCUCUUCAUGUAGUGACUCUGAAUCUUCAUCUCACACUGCUGAUGGUGGUGGUGAGGUCAUCAGUUCAGAUGUAAGAACAAAGCCCUUGCAGGGACUGGAGAAUAUGCCUGGCCUUUUGCAUGAGGAAAACAUUUUACUGAAGAAAAAGUUGUGGAGGAGGCUGAGGCAAAGCAGGAAGGCACGUCAUCGGCAGAGAUCACUUAAAAGAAUGAGCUGUUUCCUCUCUGCUAGCUGUCGUCCGCACAGGUGGCGUUCACCUUCCGAGGAGAGGAGAAUCCUUCAUAGUGUUUGGAAGGAAGGCCUGGAUGAAGAAGACGCCAGACUUCUGCAGUGUGCUUAUGAAAGACUGCAGGAGCAGGAUAAUGGCACUGGGUGGCUCAGGGACACCCUAUGGAUACCCCACCCUUUGACUAAGAUCCCAGCAGAGAGGAAUGAGGAACACAAGUCCUGGCAGGCGAUCCACAGGACCGGUUGUGCUCGCAGUGAAGGGUUUUACAAAAUCAGCAGGAAGGAUAAAAUGAAAUACUUCAGCAGCACAAAGCUGACUACUGAUCCAACGUCUGCCAGUGCCCAGCCGGGAAUGUGCAUCCCAUCCCAGCAAUUCUCACAGCGGGCUGGAUCUGACUUCAGGUCUGAACAGCGCCGCCUGCUGUCCUCCUUUAGCUGUGAUAGUGACCUGGUUAAGUUCAACCAGCUGAAGUUCCGAAAAAAGAAGAUUUGUUUCAGCCGAAGUCACAUCCAUGAGUGGGGCCUGUUUGCCAUGGAGCCUAUAGCAGCAGACGAGAUGGUGAUUGAGUAUGUAGGCCAAAUCAUCAGACAGGUCAUUGCUGACAUGAGAGAGCAGCGAUAUGAGGAGGAGGGCAUUGGAAGCAGCUAUUUGUUUCGUGUUGAUCAAGAUACCAUCAUCGAUGCUACUAAAUAUGGAAACUUAGCCAGGUUUAUCAACCACAGCUGCAAUCCCAACUGCUAUGCAAAAAUCAUCACUGUGGAGUCUCAAAAGAAGAUAGUGAUAUACUCCCGGCAGCCAAUAAGCAUCAAUGAAGAGAUUACGUAUGACUACAAGUUUCCCAUUGAGGAAACAAAGAUUCCUUGUUUGUGUGGCGCAGGUAGCUGCAGAGGGUCCUUGAACUAAUGUCGACUGAAGCGGACUGUUUGGAUCAGUAGUCAAAGUGGCCUUAAAUAAUGUACAACUAGAACAUGUCUGGAGCCUUUACAGGAACUCAUGAAUGCACUGCAUUUAAUCAUGACUUAGUAAACUAUUAGGUGCACUUAAGUCAUGAAUGGGACCAACCAUUUGAAUCAUUACUUUGUCUAGUCAGGCUAGGUUUGAAAGAUAAUGUACCAUGUGUAACAUCUGGUAAAAUGUCUUAAAAUAUUACAAAACAAUACAGUUACUCAUAUAUGACAGUUAAAAGUUAAGACAUUCAAGGUCUUUAUUUUAACAAAAGAGGAAAAUUACAGGAAAACGUCCAAAUGAUAGUUAAGUGUUUUCAUUAAUGAGAGCUGUCAUUGUCUUUUGCUUGAGUCAAGCUUGUAAAGAUGUUUUUCUGUUUAUGUUUUAUAAGAAGAAAACUGCAUUAUGA